This is a messenger RNA of Cuscuta epithymum, 1381 nucleotides long. Lineage: Eukaryota; Viridiplantae; Streptophyta; Magnoliopsida; Solanales; Convolvulaceae. The record is from the annotation of a GenBank genome assembly.
CUUCCAAGUUUUACUAAUGCUAAUAUGGUAUCAGACGAAAUAAUCUUCUUCUUCCCUGUUCUUCUCGCUAAAUCCAUUCCCACCAUGGUCGCUACCUGCUCAUCUUCUGAAGCUAGAGACGAUUCUCCAAAUGAUUACAUCAACAAUCCUUCGAAUCCUCUCUAUCUUCAUCCCAACGAGAACCCGACCUUAAUUCUAGUCUUUGUACUACUUACAGAGAAGAAUUAUAAUUGACAUAAUUAACAUGAUUGCAAUGCUUGAAUCUAAGAAUAAGGGCAUGUUCGUUGAUGGCACGUUUCCUUCUCGUGCUGCAAAUGAUACUCUCCGCGAACGGCGAACCAUUAACAUUUAAAUCCAGUUUAAGACAAGACAUGAUAUGCAUGAGAUUACCAUAAAUCGGAAUGAACUAAUAAUUAAAGUUCAGUAAAUUCAUGAACUAAUAGUUUAUGUGUGUCGUUACUUUUAAAUGUCUAAAUCCUUCAUUCACGCUCACCCGGGCAACUUAUUCGUUUUUCUUUGUAUAACUACUUGCUCCUUAAUUUGUUUACAAGCAAAUGGUUAAACAGUUCAUGAACUUUUUAACUUUAUUCGCUCUCCUCAUUUUUCUAGAGAAUUAGUUUGUAUAGUAGGGAUUAAUUAAGUAAUUUAUUAAUGCUCCGAUAUUUCCUAGGGCGUAAGCCGCCGCUAGGCCUCUUCUUCCUAGGGCGUAAGCCGCUAGGCCUCUUCUUCCGAUUUCGUUCGCUUCGAUCGAAGAUCGGGUUUCCUUUGUUUGUUUCGAUUUCACAUAGAGAGACUACAGUCGGCCGGCGAGAGUCGUGCGGUUUGGUUGUGAUGACGAAUACUGGAAAAGCAGUUUUGGAUCGUGAUCUUGCUCGGGUUAUGGACUCCUCGCUUGUGUCACUGGUUUCAAUUGGGAAGGUAAGCAUGGAUUCCUGGUUCAUUCGGGCUAUAAUCAUAGGGAAUAAGAAGAUGUCAAUGGAAAUUGUGGUGGUGAGUUGGCAAGGAAUGUUUCAAGAUGAAGGGUUGAUGAUUCGUCCCCCUCCUGAGCCACCACCGAGGCGUUGGAUGGUGGUGGGGAAGAAAACUUAUCAUGGUGUUUUUAUUAUUGUCUGUUUUGGUUAUCUUAAUUUAGGUUGUUUUAUUAUGUUUGUUUUUUGUGUUUUCAUUCCUUGUAUGACUCUUGCAUUAAGGUUGGGGGAGGGAAAGUCUGCGGUAACCGUCAUUGGCUUUAAGUUGCCCAAAUUUGGUCUAGCGAGUUAUACUGCUUUUUUACAGGUGGUUAGCUCUCAGUCUCGGCCACGGGCGGAUGGUUAUUUGUGGUUCUUUUCUAGUUUUACUCCCUUGCUGAAUGCUAUUUUUAUGAAUUAAGCCUUCUUCGAGC